AUGGGUAUCGAUGAUAUAGUAAUAUUUGGGAGACUAUUGAUACUUUUGAAUGAUGUGGGAGCGAAAAUGAAAGUGAAAGGAAAGUUGUUACUCCAACUAGCGAAUUGGCGAUAUCAUAUAUUGAGCAUUGGAAAGUUUGGUGACAUCAAGAUCACUUGUCAGCGAUAUGGCAGUUCAAAGCAGCGACGACUAAUGGAUAGACGUUCGAAUAUAAUUGUUGCUACUGCUACUGCUGGUCGAUGA
Molecule: messenger RNA, 243 nt
Organism: Ambispora gerdemannii
Lineage: Eukaryota; Fungi; Glomeromycota; Glomeromycetes; Archaeosporales; Ambisporaceae
Source: the annotation of a GenBank genome assembly